Messenger RNA from Racocetra fulgida, 184 nucleotides. Lineage: Eukaryota; Fungi; Glomeromycota; Glomeromycetes; Diversisporales; Gigasporaceae. The record is from the annotation of a GenBank genome assembly.
AUAUUAAAAGGUGAUCAUGCAACAGAAAAAAAUCGGCUGAAAUACGUGAAAGACGUUUUAAAAAAACUUGUAGAAGCAGCUCAUAAAAACAGUAAACCUGAGACUAAAUUAGAAACUGUAUUCUUGGUUAGGAACGAAUAUGGUAUAGCUGAAGGUCUCUGUUGUGUAGAUCACCGCCAAUCCA